AUGGCACCUUCUCAAAUCGAAUGGAAUUAUGUUCGUUAUGGAUUUGCUGAAACUGAUCGUCGGAAAUACUGUAUCGACUGCCAUUCGAUGUUAAGUUGGACAUGUGUUGGUUUAGGAAAAUCUUGUUUGUAUACGAAUUGUUAUCAUCAAUAUGACCGCUGUAGCUAUGGGACACCAGAACUUGACGGAGCAAAACAACAAGAGUUUCAAGUCUUAAAUAAUAAACAACAUCCUUAG
This is a messenger RNA of Adineta ricciae, 237 nucleotides long. Lineage: Eukaryota; Metazoa; Rotifera; Eurotatoria; Adinetida; Adinetidae. The record is from the annotation of a GenBank genome assembly.